Messenger RNA from Galdieria sulphuraria, 1975 nucleotides. Its product is annotated as carboxyl-terminal processing protease isoform 1. The transcript is spliced from 10 exons. Gene Ontology annotation, molecular function: endopeptidase activity; serine-type peptidase activity; protein binding. Lineage: Eukaryota; Rhodophyta; Bangiophyceae; Galdieriales; Galdieriaceae. The coding region runs from base 26 to 1927 and encodes 633 amino acids. Gene Ontology annotation, biological process: proteolysis. The record is from RefSeq and is a predicted model, not a curated record.
CUUUCCAUUUUUGUUUCUGAAUAGAAUGGUUGAACAAGGAUGGAAGGAAGCUUUUGUGAAUCAAAACUAUUUUCGAGCAACACUAUUCUGCUCUCGUCACUUAUUAUUCAAAAGACAAUAUAACCAUUCGAUAAGGCUCUUUGUAGUCAAGAAGAAGCGUUUGUUAUUAUUUUACCCUUUUUGUUGUCAACACCCUGAUGAUAGUCCACCCAACUCUACUCAUUCCAGUCAUAAAACUUGUGAACAAACCAAGGUCUCACCCAAAAACCCGUUGAUAUCUUAUGCACAACGUUUACAGACUUUAUGGUCAACUUUUAUGAGCCAACCUUUGAUAAUUCCCAAGAAUAUUGCUAUUCUGACUUCAACUUUAUUUUUGGUGGUUGUCAUCACAUUGACGAGAGCACCUUCUUAUGGAGAUUGGGAUCCUUUGGAACAAAAAGUCGCUCUCUUCAAUAUCAUUUUAGAAGAUAUCCAACGUGCCUAUGUUGAAAAGGUAGAUGUAGAUAAGCUAUUCGAAACGGGAGUCAACGCAAUGCUAGGUUCUUUGGAUCCUUAUACUCAAUUUGAAAACCAUAUAGAAGCACAAGAAAUGAACGUCAAAGCAAUGGGUCGUUACGGUGGAGUUGGACUUGUUAUUGCUAAAGAUAUUCGAGAUAAGGAUCAAAUCAUUAUUAUUUCCUCUUUUGAGCGCUAUGCUUUCGAUGCUGGUUUGCGUCCAGGUGAUAGAUUACUUCAAGUAGAUGGUCAUUCAGUUGUUGGACAAGAUUUAGAAGGAAUGACACAACUUCUUCGUGGAGAUGCCGGGACCAAAGUGACUGUUCGUGUUUUAAGACCAGGAAUAUCCGAACCUUUUGAUGUUACCUUGACGAGACAACUUAUUCGAGUAUCUGAUGUACCUGCAUAUGGCUUUAUUGGAAACCAACAAGAUGGUGUUGGUUAUAUUCGUUUACAAUCGUUUUCUUCCAACGCCUGUACUCAAGUUCGAAAUGCUAUCCAAGAGUUACAAAAAAGUGGUCAACUAAAAUCUCUCGUAUUGGAUCUUCGUGAUAAUCCAGGUGGAUUGCUAUCUUCUGCUAUCGAUGUUUCUGAAUUAUUUGUGCCUAAAGUCAAUAGUCGUACUGCAUCGGCUGCCGAAAUUGUAGCAGGUGCUAUUCAAGAUAACGAUUUAGGAGUUGUAUUUGGUUCUCAGACAUUUGGAAAGGGCCUUGUGCAAAAUGUAGAUCAGCUUCCCUUUCAAACAGCAUUGAAGUAUACCGUUGGGAAAUAUUAUACUCCAAGUGGUCGUUGUAUUCAGUCAUCGAGUUAUUCAUUGGAUCAUGAAAAGUUAAAAAUCACAGUUAUUGAUCAAAAUGAAAGAAAGAUAUUCAAAACCAAAAAUGGACGUUCUGUUUUCGAUAGUGGUGGAAUAGAACCCGAUAUCCAAUGGGAAGAAACUCCUAUUCAUGAGUGGAGACGCUUAUUACAUCAACAAGGUUUGUUGUUCUAUUUUGCAAAUGACUAUGCUGCCAAGCAUCCGGAAGGAAUCCAUUCCAACUUUCAUGUAGAUGAUGCAUUAUAUAGAAAGUUUAAAAAUUAUGUCAAGGACCAGAUUGCUUCAGGUAGCUUUUCCAUGGCUUCACGUUUUGAGGAACCUUUGGCCUCUCUUCGAAGUGACUUGGAGCAACAAGGUUAUCGAGAAACCAGCAAAAAUCUAGAAAAAGUUGCCGAUUCAUUGAAGCUUGAAAUGGAAAAUGAGUUGGAACAUUUCGAUCAUACUAUUCGUCAUGAUUUGGAAGAUUCCAUUCGUGCACGUUUUCAACCGGAUUCCGCACGUAUUAUGGCUGGUCUAUUAAGAGAUGAAGAGAUUUUGCAGACAAAGCAAGUAAUAUCGGAUGGAAUACUUUAUGCAAAGUUAUUAUCUCCUCAAAACAAAAAGGCUGCUGUAUAGAAUAAGGGAGUUUUUGGGGGUUGGUUGAAGAAGUGGGAGUGUUGAAAG